AUGGACUUCCCAUUCUUCAGCCCUUACACACGUCUAGCAGCAUGGACUUCCCAUUCUUCAGCCCUUACACAUCUAGCAACAUGGACUUCCCAUUCUUCAGCCCUUACACAACACGGGCGGUGUAGCAGCAUGAACUUCCCAUUCUUCAGCCCUUACACGUCUAGCAGCAUGGACUUCCCAUUCUUCAGCCCUUACAUGACACGGGCGCAUGGACUUCCCAUUCUUCAGCCCUUACACGACACGGGCGGUGUAGCAGCAUGGACUUCCCAUUUUUCAGCCCUUACACGUCUAGCAGCAUGGACUUCCCAUUCUUCAGCCCUUACACGUCUAGCAACAUGGACUUCCCAUUCUUCAGCCCUUACACGUCUAGCAGCAUGGACUUCCCAUUCUUCAGCCCUUACACCUAUUUCGAGGGAACGGUAA
Suillus plorans is the source of this 423-nucleotide messenger RNA. RefSeq lists its product as uncharacterized. The record is from RefSeq and is a predicted model, not a curated record. NCBI's taxonomy places the organism in Eukaryota, Fungi, Basidiomycota, Agaricomycetes, Boletales, Suillaceae. The transcript is spliced from 2 exons. The coding region runs from base 1 to 423 and encodes 140 amino acids.